Molecule: messenger RNA, 663 nt
Organism: Cladocopium goreaui
Lineage: Eukaryota; Dinophyceae; Suessiales; Symbiodiniaceae
Source: the annotation of a GenBank genome assembly
AUGUCCCCAGUUGUUUUUGCUCAAGCGAUUGGUUCGCGUCCCAAAGAAACAGCGCUUUUCGUGUUAGCCAUGCUGCGCUUGAUUUGCAUCGUGGCUUCAGUUUCUAUCGCCGCAGCAGACUUUGUGCCUGCGGAUGAAGCAUGUGGCAAUGAUGAAGAGGACUGUGCCCUAUCUUUGCGCCAGUUGAGGGGUCACCAGGCCGAGGUGGAGGUGUCUGAGCACCGAGCUGCACCCUUGGCCGAGUCACCUCAGGUGAACGAGUUGGCGGAACCCAUCGAGGUCACGCCCGGCACGGCGCCGGAGGAGGCUGAGGAGGAUGAUUAUGACGAAGACCUUGAAGAGGAGAUCAAGAUUAAUGAGACCGCCCGGCAGAACAAGCGAGAGGCAGAGGAGGGCGGAACUUGCUGCUUCAGCGGAGAGAACAGCAAGGACACCUGUGGCACCUGCUACCCCAUGUCCAUUGCAUCCUACAAGAGCAAAUGCUCCAAGAAGAACAACUGCAUGGGCUGUGGUGGCACCUGGUGUCAGAGCACUUGCGUCAUCGGCGCGGCGGACCCCUUGCGCAAGUGCCAGACGGCCUACCCCACGGGCGUGUCCAAAGACCCCGCAGCUGCCAAAUUCCCACCUCAUUGGAAUUUCGAGGAUUUGUUACACCUUGUCUGA